Scomber japonicus (chub mackerel) is the source of this 3527-nucleotide messenger RNA. RefSeq names its product WW domain containing E3 ubiquitin protein ligase 2 (gene wwp2). The transcript is spliced from 24 exons. NCBI's taxonomy places the organism in Eukaryota, Metazoa, Chordata, Actinopteri, Scombriformes, Scombridae. Gene Ontology annotation, molecular function: protein binding; ubiquitin protein ligase activity. Gene Ontology annotation, biological process: protein K63-linked ubiquitination; negative regulation of transcription by RNA polymerase II; regulation of monoatomic ion transmembrane transport. The record is from RefSeq and is a predicted model, not a curated record.
GCGGAAAUGAAAGUUCACUAGCGACAGCGGCGGAGCACAGCUGAGAAAGAGCUGUGAUGUCAUGGCAGCUGCCAGUAUGACCAGACCUGGCGGUGUCCAGACCACUGAAAAGUCUCAGCUGAUCUUGAAAGUGGUUUCAGCAAAGCCCCAGUCUCCCAAGCUGCCAAACCGUCACUCUCGGCUCAGCUCCUUCGUCGAGGUGACCGCCGAUGGCCUGACCAGCGAAACCAAAAAAACGGGCAAACGCAGCGGGCAUCAUGAGCUGCAGUGGAACGAAGACCUCACCCUGAACGUGACGCCUCAGAGUCGCCUGGAUCUCAAGCUGUGGAGCUGCCACACCCUGAGGAAGGAGUUACUGGGCAGCGCCACCAUAGACCUGCUGGACACACUGCGCACACAUGAUGGCAAGAUGGAGAACGUCCAACUGAGUCUGGUGCUGCAGACGGAGAACAAAGGCUUGGUUGUAGCGGGAGGCGAGCUCAACGUCUGUCUGGACGGCAUGGUUGUUGAUCUGGGCUCACUGCCCAAUGGCAGCACGGCAGCAGACAAGAUACUGCAGUCAGACAGACCCAACCUGAGGAGGACGCAGAGCGAAGAGACCCCCAGUGCUACUGAAUCUCACAGCAGGAUUAACAGGCACUCAGUGGGGGGGUUCACAGAGCGGCUCUCCGGGAUGCUCCAGAGGGAUCUCUCUGACUAACGGGAGCUGAACGAGGAGCAGAUCCCUGGCCCGGGCUCGUCCGGUCGCCGCCGGUCCUCCAAGAGUCACGGCAGCCCUGGAAGCAGUGCAGAUAAAGUUGAGUUGACAUCCAACGGGCUGGAGACCAGUCGAGGCGGUGUGGCCCGUCACACGCCUCCUCCAUCCUCUCCAUCGGGCCGAUCCCCAGCCGCCAGCAGCAGCAGUAGUAGCCCCUCUCCAGGUCAGGACGCCCUGGGUACAGUCACCCCAGCAGAGCCCGGGCCCAAUGCCACCUCCAGCACCGAGCAGGCCAACAGCAGUGCCACAGAGUCCACUACAGACACACUCCCGGCUGGCUGGGAGCAGAGGGUGUUGCCUCAUGGCAGAGUGUACUACGUCGACCACAACACCAAAACCACAACAUGGGAGAGACCACUGCCACCGGGCUGGGAGAAGCGUGUGGACCAACGGGGCAGGUUCUACUAUGUGGACCACAACACCAGGACCACCACAUGGCAGAGGCCCACGGCCGAGUCUGUGCGCAACUAUCAGCAGUGGCAGAGCCAGCGCAGCCAGCUGCAGGGCGCCAUGCACCAGUUCAGCCAGCGCUUCCUCUACCAGCCGUCUGGUGCUCCGGUGGAAAAUGACCCUCUGGGCGCACUGCCUCCUGGAUGGGAGAAGCGUCAAGACAAUGGCAGAGUGUACUUCGUCAACCACAACACAAGAACCACUCAGUGGGACGAUCCACGGACCCAAGGGAUGAUCAAGGAGCACCCCCUGCCCCCGGGCUGGGAGAUGAAGUACACCGCCGAAGGAGUCCGAUAUUUUGUGGACCACAACUCACGCACGACCACCUUUAAAGACCCCCGACCCGGGUUUGAGUCAGGGUCACGGCAGGGCGGUUCACCCGGCGCCUACGAUCGCAGCUUCAGGUGGAAAUACCAUCAGUUCCGUUUCCUGUGCCAUUCCAAUGCCUUGCCCAGCCACGUGAAGAUCUCCGUGUCCAGACAGACUCUGUUUGAGGAUUCAUUUCAACAGAUCAUGAAUGUGAAGCCAUACGACCUUCGCCGGAGACUCUACAUCAUCAUGAGAGGAGAGGAAGGGCUGGACUACGGCGGCAUCGCCAGGGAGUGGUUCUUCCUGUUGUCCCACGAGGUCCUGAACCCCAUGUACUGUCUGUUCGAAUACGCCGGCAAGAACAACUACUGUCUGCAGAUCAACCCAGCUUCCUCCAUCAACCCAGACCACCUCACGUACUUCCGCUUCAUCGGACGCUUCAUCGCAAUGGCUCUGUACCACGGAAAGUUCAUCGACACAGGCUUCACGCUACCGUUCUACAAGCGAAUGCUGGACAAGAAGCCCACACUCAAAGAUCUUGAGUCCAUAGACCCUGAGUUCUAUAACUCCAUCAUGUGGGUCAAAGAGAACAACCUGGAGGAGUGCGGCGUAGAGCUAUAUUUCGCACAGGACAUGGAGAUCCUUGGGAAGGUUUCCACUCACCAGCUGAAGGACGAUGGAGAGAAUGAACUGGUCACCGAGGAGAACAAGGAGGAGUACAUCAGCCUGCUGACCGACUGGAGAUUCACUCGCGGGGUGGAGGAGCAGACCAAAGCCUUCCUGGACGGAUUCAACGAGGUGGUUCCUCUGGAGUGGCUUCGCUACUUUGAUGAAAAAGAGCUGGAGCUGAUGCUGUGCGGGAUGCAGGAGAUCGAUAUGGCUGACUGGCAGAAGAACACCAUCUACAGACACUACACCAAGAACAGCAAGCAGAUCCACUGGUUCUGGCAGGUGGUGAAGGAGAUGGACAACGAGAAGAGAAUCCGUCUUCUUCAGUUCGUAACAGGAACCUGCCGGCUGCCUGUCGGUGGCUUUGCUGAGCUCAUCGGAAGUAACGGUCCCCAGAAGUUCUGCAUAGACAAGGUGGGGAAGGAGACUUGGCUUCCAAGAAGCCACACAUGUUUCAAUCGACUGGACCUGCCGCCCUACAGAAGCCUGGAGCAGCUCCGAGAGAAACUCAUGUUUGCCAUCGAAGAGACGGAGGGAUUCGGGCAGGAGUGAAGCGGGAAACGAGACAAGAGACGGCUUAAAAGAGAGCAGAUAAUUCAACAGGAUAGUUUUUUGUUAUUAUUGUUAUUGAUUUGCAUUUGUUAAUCACAGGGCUAAUAAAUCACCUGUCAUCUAGCCCCUCACUGGGGGGAGGAUCAUGUUUGUGAACUGAAUCACAGGAUCAAGUCGGAGCCGGCAGAUGGACACACGAGAACACAGAAGAAGAGUGUGUAUGCCUGCUUGUCUGUGUGUGUGUGCGCGUGUUUGUGUGUGUGUGUGUGCUCACGUCAAUGCCAUUGUGUAUAUGCAUAUAAAUAGUGUGUAUGUUUAUGUGGGUCGGACAGGACGGCACAUAGAGAGAAUUAUAUUUGACCAGUCAGUCUCACACCAACCCCCCUCCCCACACACACACAAACACACACACACAAAAACAAACACGAACACCUCCACUCACAGCUUAGAAAUGCACCAAAACCAGAGAAAGGAUAGUUUUUAAUAUCAGCAGCAACUCACAAAUGCAGUAUAACAUAUCUACCAGAGAGAAAUACAUUUUUUUAACAUUUUAAAGUGAUAAAAGAGAGAGACAGGAGAGUGAGAUAAAGAGAAGGAGUGUAUGAGAGGAGCUGAGCGCAUGUGUGUGUGAAUACGAGAGACAGAGAGCUGUUAUCAUGAACCAGUGCACCUCUGUUACAGAGGUUAGAGAGAUGAGAUGUGAUUUUACUUUUUAUUUUUCUGUUCUUUGUGAAUUUCAGCUUUUUUUUCUCCUGUACAUAGGUAAAAUAAAUGAGAUUUCAAUCUUGAA